Messenger RNA from Pieris rapae (cabbage white), 428 nucleotides. RefSeq lists its product as uncharacterized. The transcript has 3 exons. Lineage: Eukaryota; Metazoa; Arthropoda; Insecta; Lepidoptera; Pieridae. The record is from RefSeq and is a predicted model, not a curated record. Bases 61 to 414 code for a protein of 117 amino acids.
CGUCAACGUAAUUGAUUGAAUUAUUAACAAUUUAUUUCUUGUUACAAAAAUUAUUUUACUAUGUCGAAUUACUUUCGUCUUUCUGAAACGGAUCCUCCUGAAUUUAUAAAAAGGAAACCCAAAUGGCUGAUAUGCCUAAUCUGCAUGGUCACUAUCACAGUAAUGAUAGUGUCAGCAAUCUCUGUUGGAGUCUUCAUUGGCUAUGCUUACUGCUAUGUGGAACAUCAGACCGGAUUAACGGAGAACAUUACGCAGCCGCACGAAAUUGAAAUAAUACAGAACUUACAAAAGGAACCUGAAGCUCCAAAAAGAACAAUAAACGAUGCAAUCAAAAGCUUUGUAUCAUCGAGGAUAAAAAAAAUUAGCAAUUUCCUAUGGAGUGAUGACAAUAAGCCGAUCAAGAUUAAACUUUGAUCUUUGUGCAAGAA